AUGACUGUUUCGGGUGGGGCAACGUCGCCAAUUGGGGUCGCUCAUGACUAUGGCAUUUGGAAGGAGGCCCCAGUGCUCAUCGGCACCACCAGCUUUGAGCCCCGCCCCGAUGUCAAGAACAUCAUGAUCACGGGAGGGGCCGGCUUCAUAGCAUGCUGGCUCGUCCGGCACCUCACCCUCACCUACCCGCACGCCUACAACAUCAUCUCGUUCGACAAGCUGGACUACUGCUCCUCGCUCAACAACACGCGCAUCCUCAACGACAGGCGCAACUUCACCUUCUACCAGGGCGACGUGACCAACCCCUCGGAGGUGGUCGACUGCCUGGAGCGGUACAACGUCGACACCAUCUUCCACUUCGCGGCGCAGUCGCACGUGGACCUGAGCUUCGGCAACUCGUACGGCUUCACGCACACCAACGUGUACGGCACGCACGUGCUGCUGGAGAGCGCCAAGAAGGUGGGCAUCCGGCGCUUCAUCCACGUGUCGACCGACGAGGUGUACGGCGAGGUCAAGGACGGCGACGACGACCUGCUCGAGAGCAGCAUCCUGGCGCCCACCAACCCCUACGCCGCCAGCAAGGCCGCCGCCGAGAUGCUCGUGCACUCGUACCAGAAGAGCUUCAAGCUGCCGGCUAUCAUCGUGCGCAGCAACAACGUCUACGGACCGCACCAGUACCCGGAGAAAAUCAUCCCCAAAUUCACGUGCCUCCUCGCGCGUCACAAGCCCGUGGUCCUCCACGGCGACGGCUCGCCCACGCGCCGGUAUCUCUACGCCGGCGACGCGGCGGACGCCUUCGACACGAUCCUGCACCGGGGCCAGGCCGGGCAGAUCUACAACGUGGGGUCGCAAGACGAGGUCAGCAACGUAGCACUAUGCCGACGGCUCCUCGGCGUGAUGGGGAUCGCGCACGAACCCGUGCCGGACGACGAGUUCCGGCGCUGGGUGAAAUACACGCACGACCGGCCGUUUAAUGAUCAUCGUUAUGCUGUCGAUGCGACCAAGCUGCGUGGGUUGGGGUGGGAGCAGAAGACGGGGCUGGAGGAGGGGUUGAGGGCGACGGUGGAGUGGUAUCGGCUGUUUGGGGAGCGGUGGUGGGGGGAUAUCACGAAGGUGCUGAGCCCGUUUCCGGUGGUGGCCGGGAUGGAGGUGCUGUCGGAUUCGGAGCCCGUGUCGGAUAACCCGCAGACGGCGGGACAGGGGAGCGGGAAGGGGGAGGGGAGUGGGAAUGGAAAUGGAAAUGGGGCGGCUGUGAAUGGCAGCGGACACCACCACCACAACGGGUGA
Chaetomium fimeti is the source of this 1287-nucleotide messenger RNA. RefSeq lists its product as uncharacterized. NCBI's taxonomy places the organism in Eukaryota, Fungi, Ascomycota, Sordariomycetes, Sordariales, Chaetomiaceae. The record is from RefSeq and is a predicted model, not a curated record. Gene Ontology annotation, molecular function: dTDP-glucose 4,6-dehydratase activity. The transcript has 4 exons. Gene Ontology annotation, biological process: nucleotide-sugar metabolic process. Bases 1 to 1287 code for a protein of 428 amino acids.